Pelobates fuscus (common spadefoot toad) is the source of this 1979-nucleotide messenger RNA. Its product is annotated as cytochrome P450 2F3-like. The coding region runs from base 1 to 1860 and encodes 619 amino acids. Gene Ontology annotation, cellular component: cytoplasm; intracellular membrane-bounded organelle. Gene Ontology annotation, biological process: xenobiotic metabolic process; epoxygenase P450 pathway. Lineage: Eukaryota; Metazoa; Chordata; Amphibia; Anura; Pelobatidae. Gene Ontology annotation, molecular function: oxidoreductase activity, acting on paired donors, with incorporation or reduction of molecular oxygen, reduced flavin or flavoprotein as one donor, and incorporation of one atom of oxygen; heme binding; arachidonate epoxygenase activity. The transcript has 10 exons. The record is from RefSeq and is a predicted model, not a curated record.
AUGGCAGAGGUUGGCGGGCUGUCAAUGGGCGGUAAAGAGGCGAAGCAGGGGGUGACUCCCGCACCACCCGAGGAACAGCGGACAAGAGAGGGGCUGACUACCCCUGCACACAAACUGAAGUUACCCUAUACUGCCUUCAAGGAGUUCAGGGACGCAGAAGAGGGAAUUGAAGAUUUCCUGCAUGACUUUGAGUGGCAGUGCCUCUUGCUAGAAGUCGACCAUGCAGACUGGGUCACCAUUCUGGGCAAUGAGCUGACAAGAAGGGCGGCAGAGGCAUAUCGAGCCGUAUCCAAAGACCAGAUCCGUGACUACGAAGUUGUGAAAGAGGUCCUAUUGGCCAGGUAUGCCAUAACCCUGGAGGCAUACCAGCGGACGUUCAGAGGGAUAAGAAAAGGGGAAAAGGACUCCUAUACAGAGUGGGCAUGCCGGAUCCACCAAGCUGCCCAGAAUUGGGUGGCCUCGCAGCAAGCGAAGUCCCCCGAGAAGGUACCUCAGCUAUUCAUGCUGGAGCAUUUCUACAAUGGACUCUCCACUGAGGCCCAAGAAUGGCUAAAAGACAAGUAUGGGCCAGUCUUUACCUUAUACCUGGGGCCCAAUCCAGGGCUCGUGAUAUGUGGCUAUAAAGCCGUAAAAGAGGCUCUGAUUGACCAAGGUGACGCAUUCGUAGAUAGAGGGGACUAUCCGGUAUUCUUGAACUACUACAAUAAUCAUGAUGUCGCAUUUACCAACGGGGAGAAAUGGAAGAGUCUAAGACGCUUUAUUCUAACCACGUUGAGAAACUUUGGAAUGGGGAAGAAGAGCAUAGAGGAGCGGAUUCAAGAGGAGGCUUCCUUCCUUAUAGCAGAACUCUCCAAAACAAAGAGAUCACCGACUGAUCUUACCGGCUACUUUGCCCACACAGUGUCCAAUGUAAUCAGCUCAAUUGUUUUCGGGAGUCGCUUUGACUACGAGGACAAGAGGCUGAUAGCAAUAACCAACAGCAUUAACAACAAUUUCUGUAUAAUGAGUAGUAUGUGGGGUACGCUCUACAACAUGUACCCUGAUCUCAUGGACUAUCUGCCCGGCCCUCACAAGAGAAUGCGCAAAAAUUAUCAAGAUAUAACCGACAUUGCCCUGGAAAGUAUAAAAUACCACGAGAAGACGUUGGACCCCAGUUGUCCCCGAGACUACAUUGACUGCUUCCUCAUCAAGAUCAUGCAGGAAUAUGGCAAGGACCAACCUGAUCCAGCCUUUUAUACACAAUCGCUUGUGAUGACCAUUCACAAUCUGCUGUUUGGUGGUACAGAGACUAUCAGUACCACUCUGAGAUAUGGUAUUCUGAUCCUCAUGAAAUAUCCAGAGAUAGCAGAGAAAAUGCAAGAAGAGAUUGACCAGGUAGUGGGCAGGAACCGCAGUCCAUCAAUGGAAGACAGAAGCAAAAUGCCAUACACCGAUGCCGUUAUUCAUGAGUUAAUGAGGUUUUGUGAUGUUAUUCCUCUCAGCUUGCCUCGAAGUACCUCACGGGACACUUUUUACAGAGGAUACAACCUCCCAAAGGGCACCUAUGUCACCCCCUUUUUGACUUCUGUCCACCGUGACCCCACACAGUUUGCGGAACCAUCCAAGUUCAACCCCAAACAUUUCCUGGAUGACAAAGGUUGCUUUAAGAAGGAGGAGGCACUCAUGCCUUUUGCUGCCGGUAAGCGGAUGUGUUUAGUAGAAACCCUGGCUCGAAUGGAGCUGUUUAUUUUCUUUACAUCUUUUCUGCAAAACUUCAACUUUAAUCCAACGAUAUCGAAAGAGGAGAUAAAGCUCGAGCCCAUCGCAACUGGCCUGGGCACGGUGCCCAUGGAUUACAAGUGCUGUGUUAUACCUCGUUAGUCACCCGCCCAGAUAAUUAAAUAAUCCGCACAUUUACUGUAAUAUCUAGGGAAGGAACCUACCUACACCGGCUCCACAUACAAAAUAUGAAAGGGGAGCUCUAGAAACAGCUUUAGUAA